Messenger RNA from Paramecium tetraurelia, 1419 nucleotides. RefSeq lists its product as uncharacterized. The record is from RefSeq and is a predicted model, not a curated record. NCBI's taxonomy places the organism in Eukaryota, Ciliophora, Oligohymenophorea, Peniculida, Parameciidae. The transcript is spliced from 4 exons.
AUGGCACAGCAGGGUGGGGAAUGGUUAGUGUCGCGCAUAACUUCAGGAUAUUGUGCUUAAUUUUGUGUAUUGUGUUUAGUACCAUUUAAAUGUGAGACAUGUUAAAGUGGAUAUUAUCUUUAUAAAGAUGGUAGUUGCACUAGCAAUUGUAAUUUUCCAUAUUAAAAAUUAAGUGGCUCUUAAUGCUAGAAUUAUGAUGAUGAAACACCAUACUCUUAAUAUUUAGUUGAAGAAAAUGAAAAUUCAGCUGGUGAUCCAGAAUAAUAUGCAUUAUAUACUUUAGUCUCUCAAAGUGGGUCAAACUUUUUAAAAGGAUCAGAUAUCUAUUUUUCAUAUUGGUUUGGAAAUAGAAUCUUUGGAGGACCAUUUGUAUGGGCGCAGGCUAAAUUUUAAAGGGUUCAUAAUAUAAUAUCUCCACAUCACAGUGUUACAAUUGGAUUUUAUAUUGUAUACGGACCCUUAUUCCCUUUAGAUGGGAAUUUUAUAUAUACAAUUGAGAGUAAUGAACCAGUUUCUAAAUCAACUGCAUCUGCAUCUGCUGGUAGUGUAAAAUAUGAGAAAAUAUAUGAAAAAAUCAAUCAUUCUACAAAUACUUUAACUAUAACUUGGGAAUGCUUUGGACAAAAUAAUGAACCAGUCAAGGCAUAUUGCGGAUUCUAUAGGUAUUACAUCGCUGUUCAUUAUUGCUAACCCUAUUGCUUAUAAUGCUCAAAUUAAACUACUUGUACUUCAUGGAACAGCACUUAUGAUUCUAAUAUCGUUAAAUUUUCUUAAGCAGAAUGCUUGAUUGUUUAACUUGUCCAUCAUCUUGUUUAACUUGUAGAUCUAAACUAGAUUGUUAAACAUGUUAACCAACUUAUUCCUAACCUAAAUUAGGAUGUAUUUGUGCAAUAAAUUAAUAUAAAGAUUCAAAUUAAUGUUUAAAUUGUCCAAUUGAAUGUUAUUAAUGUUUAAGUUCUACUUACUGUGUAGAAUGCUUAACUUCUAAUAGAAGAUAAUUAUCCUAUGGGUAAUGUAUUUGUAUUGACGGAUAUUAUCCUGUUGUUUCAAUAAGUAAAUGUUAGCCAUGUCAUUAAUUUUGCCAAACUUGUACUGGACCAACUUCUGAUGAAUGUUUAACUUGCAAUGAUAUUGUUAAUAUUGAACAAGUAGGAUCAACAUGUAGAUGUCCAGCAGGGAUGUCUUAUUAAUAUACAACAAAAAGUUGUUCCUCUUGUCAUUCAUCAUGCUUAACAUGCUUUAGAACCACAAUUGAUGGCUGUUUAACAUGUGAUAUUACUUUAAAUAGAAUAUUAAAAGGGUUAAAAUGUGUUUGUGCACCUGGUUAUUAUGAAUUAAGUAAUGUUUGUACAAAUUGUCCAAUUACAGAAGAUCCAUCUCUUAGCGAAUGUUAUAAAUUGUGUAAUAAUAAUUAAUUGA